AUGGAGGAUACUCAAUCGUCUCGCUUGAUCGAAACCACGGAUACCAUGAAAAUCACUCUCAACCAUGUUGACGGACAGACCAUCGUUAAUUGGGAGGACAUUGAGCAAGUCUUUCCUGGAGUUAAGCGCAUUAGCAAUGGCUAUUCGGUGAUCAAAUUUCUUCGGGGUUUAGAUCAAGGCAUCCUGGACGUUAUUUUGUCUACCUCUGUCCAACCUGUUCUUGCCAACCCUGCUAAGUUUGAUCCAGUCGGUGGUGAAACUAAUGCUCCAGUCGGUGUUCCGGUUAAUAACAACGUCACUGUUGCUUUCAGGGCUACCCCGCCUAUACCAGAGACGCCCGUCAGCGACAUUGGCCUUCUUGACACACCAUUAAGUCCAUCGUCUACCAUCGGUGCUGUUUCCAAGGCAACAUUGUUCCAGCAGAUUGUGAUACGCGCGUCUAGGAAGGCACGCGAAUCUGAGGUCGAGCAGCGAUUUAUCUCCCUCCUGGACCCUGAACUCCAAAGAACAGUUCGAGACUCGCCGGACAUCUACCAGGCAUUUGCCAAGGCUAUCAAGUACGGUAACGGGGGGCUUAGUCGAGCAGAGCUUAAGCAAGAAAUGGGUGGGCACUUUCAGAAGCUGGAGGCUAUGAUGGACAUGAACUUAAAGUUUCAGGAAGCAAUGCUUGCUAAGCAGGAUGAAGUGAAGCAGCUGCAGGAUCAUGUCAUCAGAAACCAAGAAGAGAUGAGGCAGCUGCAGGAGCAAGUCCUUAGCAACCAAGAAGAGAUGAAGCAACUGCAGCAGCGAGCUCUUGAGCAGUUAGCCGUGCUCCAGUCUCGUGUGCGAGCCGUCCUAACUCAGACCUACGAACUCCACGAGUACCCGAUCCCUCGUCUUUUCGUUGUCCUUCCUCAAGACCCUUCAGGUUGGGAUGCCGUAAACCCUUUCUUGAACAAGUUCCGUCUCUACUUUUUAUGCGAGUGCGGAGAACACACCAAGUCGAUCGACUGCAAGACCGAGAUCUCUCAUGAUAUCCACAUUGCUAAGCAUGAAGGCUAUGAUAUUGCUCGACCUUCAGAGUUUUUUCAGCAAUACGGCCUCUAUGUCCUCACUAUCCUCAAGAUGCUCAAGUUCGGUGUUUCGGUUGCCGGAGUAGCUAUACCAGCUAUCUCUCACCUGGUCAGAUCGGACGCCAUCGAUCAAGCUACUGCCAGUCUACAACAGUUGAGGGACAACAUUGAGCCUGGAAUGGAUCAUGUCAUAGGCUGGAUAGACAAGGUCUCUGUGGAUGAAGGCGAGGCAGUUGAUGAGUUUUCUAAGCAGAUGGAAAAGAAGGAGGCAUUGGAAGGCGCCGAUCUACGCAAGCUGGUCACCUUUCUGAAGGACAUGGACGGCAAUAAGGUGUUGGGGAACCUGUACAGGACCGUUACGGACGAGGGACAUGUCAAAUGGGUUUGCAUUGACCACUACCGCAUGAACUAUCUAGAAAACUCGGCCAAGGAGUUCCAGCGCGUGUUAGGUUUCGUCGGAGGAUCGUUUAGUGAAAACGUCGGUAGGGUUGACGUGAGACUCCAGUCGAGAGAGUUGGCAGAUACGUUCUUUUCGGCACUGGGAAAGGCGAGAUCUGUCUACGAGCUCGAUAUUGGCUGGAACUGCGCCUGCUCUACAAGUGAUCUUGAAGCACUGGAGGAUGCGCUCAAGAAAUCAAGAGUAUCAAUUCUUCGACUGGAUCUUCAACAAUUUCGGACGGGCGCCGUCAGGAAAAUAAUGUUGGCAUCCUCACCAUAUGACGUCAUUUACCGCAUCAGAGAUCUUCCUAAUAUGAAAGUGCUUCAUAUCCUUCUUUCAAAGGACCUCGUCAACUUUCUUGGAUUUCCACCCAAAAAAUCAAAUCAUAUUUGCAAGAUGUCCUGCGAGCUGGCAUCUACAAUGAUUGGAGGAAAGGAUAUUGGAAUGCUAGCUAAUGCACUCAAGACCAACUCGACCCUGACCACUUUGGACUUGGGGAGCAAAUCGAUCGGAGACAACGGAGCCAAGGCGCUGGCUGACGCACUCAAGGCCAACUUGACCCUGACCACUUUGGACUUGAGGAGCAACUCGAUCGGAGACAAUGGAGCCAAGGCGCUGGCUAGGGCACUCAAGACUAACUCGGCCCUGACCACUUUGAUCUUGGGGAACAACCCGAUCGAAUCCGACGGAGCCAAGACGCUGGCUGAGGCACUCAAGAUCAACUCGACCUUGACCACUUUGGUCUUAUUCAACAACCUGUUCGGAUCCGACGGAGCCAAGGCGCUGGCUGAGGCACUCAAGACCAACUCGACCUUAACCACUUUGGACUUGCAGAACUGCCAGAUCGGAUCCGACGGAUCCAAGGCGCUGGCUGAGGCACUCAAGACCAACUCGACCCUGGCCACUUUGGACUUGCAGAAUAAUCUGAUGGGAUCCAGCGGAGCCAAGGCGCUGGCUGAAGUACUCAAGGCCAACUCGACCCUGACCACUUUGGAUUUGUGA
Messenger RNA from Linnemannia hyalina, 2493 nucleotides. The record is from the annotation of a GenBank genome assembly. NCBI's taxonomy places the organism in Eukaryota, Fungi, Mortierellomycota, Mortierellomycetes, Mortierellales, Mortierellaceae.